AUGGGAUCUGAAAUGGACACCUUCGCGGCCCGUUUGGCCAGCUUCGACACAGUGCUUAAGCCCGAGAAGCGGAGAUCCUCGACAACCAAGGGUUCUAAAGUCAUAGGGUGGCCUCACAAGAGACCGUCGCCUGCUGAGUUGGCACACGCAGGCUUCUACUACAAACCAUACGAGACGAACCCGGACAACACAACAUGUUUUCAGUGCAGUCGAGCACUAGAUGGCUGGGAAGAGGAUGAUAAUCCCAUUAUAGAGCAUCUUAAGCAUUCGCCAGACUGUGCUUGGGCUAUCAUGAUGGACAUUCAGCAACAAAGUUCCAACCCCACUAUGAUCGAAGAUCCAACCGGUGAACGGAUCACCCAGGCGCGGAUGGGGACUUUUGGAGACGCCUGGCCUCAUGAUGGCAAGCGUGGCUGGAUGGUUGCAGGCGGAUGGUUUUUCUGCCCUAAUGAAGAGAGCACGGAUCUGGCUAGCUGUGCAUACUGUAAACUGUCAUUGGAUGGCUGGGAGCCGAAAGAUGACCCUUUUGAUGAGCACUAUCGCCGAUCCUCAGAUUGCUCUUUCUUCGUGUUUGCACAGCCUCCGGGAAAGAAGGGCAAGGGCGCCAAAUCGAAAAAAAUCUCGCACUUCCAAAGCAUCCUCUCGACUAUCGACCCAGCUACAGUCAAGCCCAAAGCUUCGAAAAAGGGAACCAAAGGCAAAGGAAAGAGCGCAAAAAACAAGAAGGAAGAUGCUGGUGUAGAGAGCCAAAUGGAUGUCGACGUGACCGAGCCUGCUCAGUUGGAACCAGAGCCGGAGUCUUCUAAACCCAAACGCUCGGGCAGGGGGAAAAAGAGAGCUAGCGAGGAUAUCAACGAUGAUGAACUGGAACAAGUCAUUCCAGUAGAGCCCGAAGAGCCGAUCGCGGAACCACCAACCAAACGUCGAGCCACUCGCACAAGAGCCAGCAGUAUUUCGCAAUCCAAUAACUACGAAACGCAGGACUACGUGAUGCCUGAUGCAGCUCCGGUGGAUGAGGAGCCUCAGGAGGAGCAGCCCAAAAAGAGCCGUAAGGGUCCGAAAAAAGGCUCUGCUUCCAAGAGCCGCAAGGCCUCAGAUGUAUCUGUUGCAUCCAAGACCACAUCGCAAGCACACAUUCCCCGUGACUCAGAGCUGGAUGCAGCCAUUGAGGCAGGUCUUGAGGCAGAUGCACCUGAGGUAGCGGACGCCGAGCCGGAAGCCGAGCCCGAAAAGCCGCGCACAUCGAAGAAGAGCAAGAGCAGCAAGAAGUCUAAGGCAGUUCCUAAGUCUGCUGAACCGUCCCAACUAGCUGAAGAUUAUGUGGAUGAGCUCAAAGAGGAACCUGAACUCACGGCCGAGACAGCAUUCGUGGACGCGGAGGAGGUAGAGGCGCCAGCGUCCAAGACAAAGUCGGGCAAGACUAAGAAGAAGGGAUCCAAGAAAAGCAAAAAACAAGAAAGUGUUGAGGAGGAGCCAGCACCAAGCGGGCGUUCAGAGCCCUCAGAGCGUUCAGAGCAGCCCAAGCCCAAUACCCAUGACAGAGAUGACCACAGACAGCGUGAAUCUUUUGUCUCGGUAGAGAUCAUCAACCGACAGUCGACACCUCGAUUAGACUCCGAGGUCGAAUCAACCGAGAAAGCCACGAAAAAGAAGGCCUCGAAGAAGGAAGAGAAGCCAAAAAGGUCAAAGAAGACAAAGAAGGCGGUUGCACAAUCACCCCCUUCUGCUGCUAUCCCGCAGCCGGUCGGUGAACAAAUUGGUUAUGAAUUGCCAGCUGGAGAGGAUGAAGAAUACGAAACUCCAGAUGAUUUUCCUGAUCAGAUUGAGAUGGUCGAACCCCAACAUGCACCUUCACCCGAGCCGCAGCACACAAAUGAACGAACACCAGUUCCACCAAAGACGGCGAAACGAUUCAGUGAUAUUCCACAGGAGGAACACCUGGCUCACUCUUUUACUGAAUCUCAACAUUCUCAGAGCAAAGAACGUCGUACAUCUCAACAAGCUCCUCAAUCCUCUGACAGAGCAAUUUCGCCUCUUCCAGCGGCUCACCAGACUACUCCAUCACUUUCACCUCAGUCAUCUGAUGCCGAAAAUCACCCACCGUCAUCUCGACCUUCUGUGACUCGGCCACCGGCUAUUGUUACACCAUCCAAGGAGCUGAAAGCCCGAGCUCCACCGGCGACAAGUACCCCAUCGCCGUCCAAGCGAAAUCUAAACGCAGGUUUCCCAGGUUUGGGCCAGCCAUGGACUCCGGUUGAUAUCGAUGAAGUACUGUUUGGGGAAGCUAGCGACAAGGAGAAUGCCGACAUCGCUGGGCUUCUCCGCGGUGCCAAGGCAGGACUGACUAGUCCGGAGAAGAAGAUGACCGUAGAGGAGUGGAUUAUGUGGAAUGCAAAGAAUGGCGAAGAGCGGCUGAAACGAGAGUGCGAGCGGCUUGUCAGCCAGUUUGAGAGGGAGGGAGACCGGGCUAUGCGCCGACUCGAGGCUAUUGGGUGCAUCGAGUGA
Molecule: messenger RNA, 2505 nt
Organism: Penicillium macrosclerotiorum
Lineage: Eukaryota; Fungi; Ascomycota; Eurotiomycetes; Eurotiales; Aspergillaceae
Product: baculoviral IAP repeat-containing protein
Exons: 5
Coding region: 1-2505 (834 amino acids)
Source: RefSeq, a predicted model, not a curated record